Messenger RNA from Helianthus annuus (common sunflower), 918 nucleotides. RefSeq lists its product as uncharacterized. Gene Ontology annotation, molecular function: DNA binding. The transcript has 7 exons. The record is from RefSeq and is a predicted model, not a curated record. The coding region runs from base 1 to 918 and encodes 305 amino acids. NCBI's taxonomy places the organism in Eukaryota, Viridiplantae, Streptophyta, Magnoliopsida, Asterales, Asteraceae.
AUGAAUCUUAGGCGCCAGAAGAAUGGAGAUGGUGUAAGGUAUGCAAUCGAAGCUUGGCCGAUGUUCAUGAAGGAGAAUGGACUUCGUUUUGGUGACACAUUGCAUUUCACAUUUGUAAGUUCAGGAAAUCUACUGAUCUUAUCACACGUGGAUGGGGUUAAUGCAGCAUACAUCAAGAUACUCCACAGCAAUCCGGCAUCCACCGCUCCACCGCACCGGCAUCAAGAUCCUCCCCUGUCCGCCUGCAUCCACCGCCGGCCAUCCACCACGCACAGCACUCCGGCAGUUCAAAAAUCACAGGUUAUCAUCAAUAUGAGUGAAUCUCAAAAGAAGGUGGGAAAGAAGAAGGAUAAGAAGUCCUGUCCGGAGUCAGAUUCUAUCAAAGUUGAUCUAGAAAAUGAUAGCUCAAUGAAUAUCGAUGUGGAAGAUGAUGAAGUUUACUCUGUGGAGGUAGAUGAUACAAACGAUAGUGAUGAUAACAAAUCAGGAGUAAAGAGACAACGAAAGGAAAGAUCUAUUGUGUGGCAAUACUUCACUAAACUUAAAAAGAAAGCAGUCGGUGGAAAAGUUCCAAGCAAGUGCAACAAAUGUAAUCAUGUUAUCAUAUAUGAUAGCAAGCAAGCCAUAGCUGUGGUGUUGGAUCCUAGAUACAAAUUGCACUUUAUCGAGUGGAGUUAUUCACAAGUUUAUGGACGUGAUAGCAAUGAAUAUGAAUAUGUUGAUGAGGUUUUGCACUCUACUUUUCAUGAAUAUGUCGAGUUAAAUAUGGAUGGUGGUUCUUCUACAAAUUCAAAUGUCGCAAGUACUUCAGAUGCUAGCAAAGGAGUUGAGGAAACGGGAGAUGAUGAUUCAACAAGUGUCUUUGGAGUUAGUGCUAGACUUAAGGAUUUUGAUCAAAUUGCAAUUGUAUUUGGAUGA